AUUUUUAUAUUUUUUUGUAAAGUAUAACACUUUCAUCGGCAUUUCAUCAAGUUGUAAAGAGUGUUAGGAGCUCAUGAGCAAGUACAGUAUUAGGCAAUCUUCAAGAGGGUUUUAGUGCCAUAGAAUGGAUCUUGACACUCACAGUUUUCAUGCCUAUUCAGUUGGUAGACAAGGCACCAUGCAACAUCCACAGAUAGUACAUGGAGUACAGAGAGAUGGUGUUGACCUUGAAGUGGACUACAAGGUGAAGAAAGUAACUGACAAGUUUUCGGAAUGCCUACAUAUUGUUGUGAACGAGCCUUCCCUAGCCUUAUAUAGGCUUCAAGAGCAUGUCCGUCGGUCUUUGCCUCAUCUAUCACAAUGCAAGACUGACCUCGCAGCAUUGCAGCAAGAAGUACAGGGGAAAUGCUAUGAUGUAGAUUAUGCUACAAGGACUGUUGAUGGUAUGAAAGCAAGUGUAAGACCGUUUACUUCCAUCAAUACCCUUCUUAAGAGUGCUGUAGUCACCAAACAACAUUUGAACCACCGAGCUUCAGACAGAUGGGAGGUACUUGAAGGAGGAGGAGGAACAGGAGGAGGAGGUGGAGCUAGUAAAAGAUCUUCUAUACAUGGUACUCCUAGGAGACCGCUCAGCCAAGUGAAAGAAUGAUCUUUCUGGUCUGGAGCAUGGUUACUAUAAAGUGAACUGAGGAGGCAAAGCCAGACUGAGCAUUGGUACACAGAAAAAGAGUCUGUAUGUGAUCUUCGCAAGAGGGACCGAGAGGUAUGGCUGCAUUAGUAUUUUACAUUCUGUAUUUGAUGAGCGAAUCCAAUCGUCAAGGAGAUGUGUCACUUUGUUUGAUCCCAUGUUGUCCAAUCUCUCUGUGGUCUCAGCCGUCGUGGUCUAUGCUCAUUCCUUAUUCCAACAUUUUGUUCAAUUCCCUGUUGAGUUUAUCAAAAGUUGACAAAGUUGUAAUUUGGAUGGUGACCAUUUAAAAAAUAGGGCAAAAUAGUUACCCCUAGUGGAUUUUAGAACAGUUUGGAAUUUGGCAAGCAGCAAUUGCAUCAAUAAUGAAUUUGGUUUGGCCAUAAUGGCAUUGUACAUUAAUGGGAAUCUGGGCCCGUUUCAUGAAAGUUGUCAGCACUGACAAGUUGUCUUUCUCUGACAGUUACCAUAGUAACAAUCGGAGGCCAGAGCUUCUGAGCCAAUAAAAGCCAAGGAUUUCAAUGAAAUUGUCAGCAUUGACAAUUGUAAAGAUGCAAGACAUCUUAAUAAAUGACACUUUAGUGCAUGUUUACCGAGUCACGUUGUUCCUUUAUUUGUGUCUAAAAACAUACAGUGAGUCUAGCUGAUCACUCUCAGCAUAAUCACAUAGCAUAGACUAUGGUGUCUUCGAAUCACGACAUUACAUCUCUCCCUUUUUUCAGAGAUAAAAUCUUAACCUUUUGUCUGGUACAAUAUGAGACAUAAUAUUUUAAUUGCACUGGGCAAGUGUUGUCAUGGAUAUUGGCUAAACAUUGUUUACUUCGAGAUUUCAAGCUUUGGUAUCUAAAACACUGUCUGGUAUUCUAAUUAUUAAAACUGUGAGCUAUUGACUGAUCAAUAGACAAAUAUUUGUUUCAGGUUUUGUUCGACUACACGUUUGGCUGGUAUGUAUAUCAAAUUCAAAACAAUAAAAACCUAUAGCUAGAGAAAACAAAACAUCAACAAAGUGACUACAUCUACUGAUACAUCAUGCAUACUGUACAUGUGUACAUUAGCAGGCUUCAUACAUAAUGUCAUCUCACAAAAUUAGCUGUAUAAUUUUCCAUACAUCCACCUCCUCCUCUUAAGGGUGAAGAAGUGCAUUUUGUAAACAAACACAAUCUUGACAGUAUCAACCUUCAGUCUCGAAUAUAUGGGAUACAUGAAUACAUUUGAAAAAAUCACAUCAUAGUUGACACAUUAAAGACUUAUUUACGAGGAAAACAAUAUGUUGCCUAAAUAAUUUGGGAUAAACCUGCAAUAAGAUACCAGUAUACGGAACAAAUUCAAGAUUUUCUUUGCAUAAUCAAAGGUAUCGUGGUGCACAUGCAUUGCCUUCUCUUUUUUAUGAGUGAAUCAAGAAGAAAAUCUGAAAGAUAGAAACAAUAACCUGUGAGAAAGAAAAUUCUGCCUUAUGAAUUUUUUUUCCAAAGUAACAUGCACCAUGAUAAGUGAAUUUCUGUUAAGAAAAAAAUACACAAAUAUGGCAAUAAUCAAACUUUGCAUAAUUAUUUUGUAGGCCUUGUGGUUUGUUGUUUCAAGUUUUUAGUUUAUUGAUUUCCUUUCUUCACAUAUAUACAUUGGUACAAACAGGACAUUAAGUGAGUAACAUGGUAAAUUUUAACAAAGGAAAUAAUAACAAAAUAACAUAAUUAUUAAAGAAACAAAAAAGUCAGUAUAGAUGACACAUCUUGUCAUUAACAAAUUAAGUGUUACAAAGUAAAGUUCAUAACCUGUUACUAAUAUUAAAGUCAUGAAAGAAAGGAGGAGACCUUAAAGAAGCUGGGCUUGUUAACGCAAGGUCCCCAAAGAGAAAAUAAUAUAUACUUGAAUGUUUACUUACUUCAAGACAUCUAAACAAGUAAGCUAACGUAUAUUUACAUUAAGGUUAAAAUAAAAAUAUCUACAAAAGGGAUAGAGUUGAAAGCUGGAAAGAGGAAAUAUAUACAAGAUGGAGAAGGAAACAGUAAGUGUGGGGGGGGGGCAAAAAGAAAACAUGUGAAAGAAGAGGGUUUCAAGGAUAGGGAAAGAAUGUUGGAGAAAAAGAAACACAAAAGAAGAAACAAAUCAAAACAAGAGUGCAAGUUGGUUCAGAAAUUAUUGUUAAGGGCCAGCCUGUGAAAGAAAGAGGGGAAUAUAGGCAUGAUUAAAUAUUUUCAGCAUAGUUACUCAAUAAAUGUAAUUUAAGUUUGCGUUUAAAAACAGAGAUACUGACAGAAGAAGUUACAUUAAUAGGAAGUGAAUUCCAAUACUUGGGACCAGUACAAGUUAAUGUGUUCAAGGCAAAGGUAGUUCUGACACGUGGAAUGUGAAGUGCAGUUGCCUGUCUCGUAUUAUAACUAUGAAACUCAUUAUUCUUUCUAAAAAUUUGUGCCAACACACUCGGGAGAGUACCAUUUUCAAAAUCAUACAUGAUUGAGCCUAACUGUAAGAAGUAAAUAUCUUCUUGCUUUAAUAGUUUACUAUAA
This is a messenger RNA of Lytechinus variegatus (green sea urchin), 3192 nucleotides long. RefSeq names its product BLOC-1-related complex subunit 8-like. Gene Ontology annotation, cellular component: BORC complex. The record is from RefSeq and is a predicted model, not a curated record. Lineage: Eukaryota; Metazoa; Echinodermata; Echinoidea; Temnopleuroida; Toxopneustidae. Bases 125 to 649 code for a protein of 174 amino acids. The transcript is spliced from 8 exons.